CAUCCUCGAGCUCAAACGCCACGCAGCCGAGGUCCAGGCUGCGCUCCAGUCAUGCGACCAGUCCUGGCUCUCCUCCACGGUCCGCGCCCAGCGCCACGCCGAGAAGGAGCUCACCCGCCUCGCUUCGGACUAAACGUCCGCGCGGCCGCCAAGUUCCCCAAAGUGGUUGGCCCCGCGGCCAGCGCCAUGGAGGUCGAGGUGUCUGGUGUCCCAAAUCUUCAGAAGUGUGAAAAUGGCGAUGACACGCCCUACCCCAAGUGGAACAUCAAGAACAUAACCGGCGAUGCCGACAACGUCCGCCUCAUCGUCGUCCUCAUCCACGAGCUGCUGGUGGAGACAGUGGAAAGGGAGGCCAGCGCGGCACCGAGGAGGUUUCCCCGUGGGCGUCAUGGACAGCGGCACGACCUUCCCAAUGGUGUACUCUCUAGCCCAGUGCACGCCGGACCUGUCCGCCAGCGACUGCUUGGCGUGCCUCCAUCGUCAUCUCGGCAUGGUCAACUCCACCAUGUCCCUGCGGAUGGGAGCACAGAUCCAUGUCAUACGGUGUUAUUUCAGGUACGAGGCAUAUCUGUUCUACAACGGCCAACCCACGCUACGUCUUGGGUUGCCAUCGGCACCGGUGGCAGCUCCAACUCCGACCACAGUGGCGAAACGCAAAAGGCGUAUGAGCAAGCUCUGGGUAAUUCCCAUGGUUGUAAUUCCUGUUGUGGCAGCAGCAUUUCUUUGCUUCAUCUUUUACAGAAAAGGUCGGAUGCUGAUCAGACCAACAUUAAAUACCGGUCGCUUCACUACAAGUGGAGGGCAGCUGGUGGGACCCCUUCUGACUGA
Molecule: messenger RNA, 828 nt
Organism: Phragmites australis (common reed)
Lineage: Eukaryota; Viridiplantae; Streptophyta; Magnoliopsida; Poales; Poaceae
Exons: 4
Coding region: 52-828 (258 amino acids)
Source: RefSeq, a predicted model, not a curated record